AUGCCUUCGGACUCUACAACGACUGCUACUCCUCUCCGCAUUACGAUCGUCGGCGCCGGUCUGGGUGGCCUCGCUGCUGCUAUGGCCCUUCGACAGAGCGGACACAUCGUGCAAGUGUUCGAGCGGACGGAGAACAAGACAGAGGUCGGCGCAGCGCUGGGGCUGCAGCCCAAUGCGAUGCGGGUGUUGAAGCAGCUCGGCGUUGAGGAGAAGAACUUGAAAGGCGUGUAUACCCGGGGGAUCAUUGGUUUCGAUCCUGAGACAGGAGAGGAAAAGCAGGCCAAAUUUGCGCCGCGUGCGGAACAAGGAGAGAACAAUGCAAGUCUCAGUCUCUUUGAUCCUGCGAGCUUCCCCAACGUGACGAUCGGACAGUGGUUGCUCAUGUGCCACCGGACUGACAUCUACGAGGAGCUGAAGCGCAUCACACUCGAUCCAGCGGGCGACCUUCCUCCCGUAUCUAUGCGCUUCGGCUGCAAAGUCCUGUCUUGUUCGCCCGAGGAAGGCGAUGUAGUCCUCGAGUCCGGCGAGGUCGUACAGGCGGACCUGGUAAUUGGAGCGGAUGGCAUCCAGUCGCUCAUCCGCACGCAUGUACUUGGAUAUGUCCAGGACGCUUCGCCGUCCGGAGUCGCUUGCUGUCGCGCGGUAUUCCACGCACCACCUGCAGACGGCAGGCAGCCAGGACUGGAGUGGCUCACCGAGGGUAUCGAGGGCGCUCGCUCCGUCGCAUCAAAGGGUCUCCCCUUACGGAUGAUGCUUUGCUAUCCGUGUAGGAACGGGGAACUGAUCAACGCGGUUUUCAUGUACAUGGAAACAGAGGAGGAGAAGGAGGAGGUCUCAAAUGCAGUUACGAUCCCGACAAUGUCUCCGACCGAGGUGCGGGCCAAAUUCGCCGACUUUCACCCCAAGUUCCAGCGUCUGUUGGACCUCCCGAACCACACCGGCAGGAUUUUCCGCUGGCGGUUGCGGACGCUCCCUGCGCUCCCAACAUGGUACAAAGGCCGUACUGCGCUCCUGGGAGACGCGGCCCACGCGACGGUUCCUUUCUUGGCCCAGGGCGCGGCGAUGGCCAUCGAAGACGCGGCUGUCCUUGCCUGCCUCCUUCCCAUCGGCACCAGAAGAGAGGACAUUUCUGCUCGACUUGCGGUGUGGGAGGAGAUCAGAAAGCCGAGGGCGGACUUCGUGAACAAGAAGAGCAUCGAGCAGAUGGAUGUUAUUACGGCUGGCCAGCAGGCGGCCGCGAUCGCCGAAAGAGAUAUGCGCUCCAAGUUGGCCGAAUAUGAUGCGAUUGCAGCUGGUACACAGGCUUAUCAGGCUAAGUUUGUUGCCAAAAUCUAGAACUUGAAGUAGGUAUGCAACGAGAAUCUU
Messenger RNA from Mycena citricolor, 1365 nucleotides. Lineage: Eukaryota; Fungi; Basidiomycota; Agaricomycetes; Agaricales; Mycenaceae. The record is from the annotation of a GenBank genome assembly.